CCGUUUUCCUGAUAGACGUUUAGAUUGUUGCAGGUCUGGACAGCUGCAAAACGCUGUAGACAUUUUGAUCAUGUCUCCUGGGCUCAUGCGUGAAUAUUCCUCUUGAUUGACACACAGAAAGGGAGGGGUGUGUAGUGCUUACCCAAGCCACGCUCCACAUUUGUUACCUGAAAAUCUGGGCUUGCUUCUUGGUGGAUCUCGAGCCAAAAGACACAAACAAGCCAAAGAUGGGAGCAGAAAGGCUCUGUUAUUCAGAGCGAGUGAGGAGGACCCCGGUGCCCUUUCCCAUAGCGCUGUCUCCCGCCAGGGUCCAAGGCUUGUGUGAUUGACGUCAGGAGGGUCGGAGGAGGUCACCUCCACCCCUUCCGUCCAGUAGGUCCGGUGGCUGAGACCGCGGGCUCGUCGUCACCAGAGAAACAGAACCGAGAGUCUUUGCAGCUGGCGUGCCGCCUUCGCUGCUGCUACUUCUCUCGCCUGAUAGCAGUGCUGGUUUCUGCAUUACUUUCCCCUUAAGGCCAAUUACUAAGACCUGUUUAAGAGCCGGGAUCCUGCCCAGGCUUAGAUCACGGAAUGGCUUUGGCCAAAAUGGCUUCUCGUCUGUCAGGAAAGCCGGGCCUGUUUCUCUCCUGGGACACCCUACCAUGUCUGUGUGUGUGCGUGUGCGCGCGCACACACACACCCCCACACCCCCCCCCCCCCACGCCUGCUUACACACACACGCAUUUCACAUGCAUUUCAUCAGCCAGGACAAAUACCAUCUUUUAAGAAGUGUACCAGGAGACCCUUCACUUCACACCAUGAAGCUGGACAUCCACUGUGAGCAGCUGAGCGACGCCCGCUGGACGGAGCUGCUGCCUCUGAUCCAGCAGUACGAGGUGGUCAGGCUGGACGACUGUGGCCUCACGGAGGUGCGCUGCAAGGACAUCGGGUCCGCGCUGCAGGCCAACCCGUCCCUGACGGAGCUCAGCCUGCGCACCAAUGAGCUGGGCGAUGGCGGCGUGCUCCUGGUCCUCCAGGGCCUGCAGAGCCCCACCUGCAAGAUCCAGAAGCUCAGCCUCCAGAACUGCUGCCUGACGGAAGCUGGCUGCAGGGUCCUGCCGGGCGCGCUGCGCUCCCUGCCCAGCCUGCGCGAGCUGCACCUCAGCGACAACCCACUGGGGGAUGCCGGCCUGCGGCUGCUCUGUGAGGGGCUCCUGGACCCCCAGUGCCGCCUGGAGAAGCUGCAGCUGGAGUACUGCAACCUAACGGCCGCCAGUUGCGAGCCCCUGGCCGCGGUGCUCAGGGCCACGCGGGACCUGAAGGAGCUCGUGGUGAGCAACAAUGACAUCGGCGAGGCUGGCGUGCAGGUGCUGUGCCGGGGCCUGGCAGAGUCCGCUUGCCAGCUGGAGACGCUCAAAUUGGAGAACUGUGGCCUCACGGCGGCCAACUGCAAGGACCUGUGUGGGAUCGUGGCCUCCCAGGCCUCACUGAAGGACCUGGACCUGGGCAGCAACCGGCUGGGCGACGCGGGCCUGGCGGAGCUAUGCCCCGGCCUGCUGAGCCCCAGCUCCCAGCUCAGGACCCUGUGGCUCUGGGAGUGCGACCUCAGCGUCAGCGGCUGCAGAGACCUCUGCCGCAUCCUCCAGGCCAAGGAGACUCUGAAAGAGCUGAGCCUGGCGGGCAACGGCCUGGGGGACGAGGGCGCCCAGCUGCUGUGCGAGAGCCUGCUGCAGCCCGGCUGCCAGCUGGAGUCCCUGUGGGUGAAGUCCUGCGGGUUCACGGCCGCCUGCUGCCAGCACUUUGGUUCCGUGCUGACCCAGAACAAGCGCCUCUUGGAGCUGCAGCUGAGCAGCAACCCGCUGGGCGACGCGGGCGUCCACGUGCUGUGCCAGGCCCUGGGCCAGCCGGGCACUGUGCUGCGGGUGCUCUGGGUGGGCGACUGUGAGCUGACAAACAGCAGCUGUGGCGGCCUGGCCUCACUCCUGCUGGCCAGCCGCAGCCUGCGGGAGCUGGACCUGAGCAACAACGGCCUGGGCGACCCUGGCGUCCUGCAGCUGUUGGGCAGCCUGGAGCAGCCUGCCUGCGGCCUGGAGCAGCUGGUCCUGUAUGACAUCUACUGGACCGAGGCGGUGGAUGAGCGCCUGCGGGCCGUGGAGGAGAGCAAGCCUGGCCUGCGGAUCAUCUCCUAAGCCCGGUCCCCCACCGGGCUUGAACUGAGAAAAGGUCAGAUCAGCUCAUUUCUGGCAGAGAACUUUAGGCACUUUAUUAAAAUCCUUUUUUUGGCAGCAGG
Capra hircus (goat) is the source of this 2269-nucleotide messenger RNA. It is a transcript of the gene RNH1, whose product is annotated as ribonuclease/angiogenin inhibitor 1. NCBI's taxonomy places the organism in Eukaryota, Metazoa, Chordata, Mammalia, Artiodactyla, Bovidae. The coding region runs from base 642 to 2168 and encodes 508 amino acids. The transcript has 10 exons. Gene Ontology annotation, cellular component: cytoplasm. The record is from RefSeq and is a predicted model, not a curated record. Gene Ontology annotation, molecular function: protein binding.